AAAACAAAUCCUCGCGCUGCACGUGUCUGUCGUGGGCAUAGUUUUUGCUGUGCCUUUCUGUCAAUAUUUUGCGGAAGUUCGCCUGUCCUCCGUCCGUCGCCGGCCAUGUUUCCGGAGGAGCAGGAGGCCAUCGAGGGCGCCGAGGUCGUCGAGGCCGAGGAGGAGGACGACUUCUUCCUCGACGUGGACGUCUUGCAGAACCACGGCAUCAACGCCGCCGACAUCAAAAAGCUGAAGACGGCCGGCAUCUGCACACUCAAGGGCAUCCAGAUGGCCACCAAGAAGAAGCUGUGCGCCAUCAAGGGUCUGAGCGAGGCCAAGGUGGACAAGGUGAAGGAGGCGUGCUGCAAGCUGCUCAACAGCGGCUUUGUGACGGCGCUGGAGUUCAGCGACAAGCGGCGCUGCGUGUUCCACAUCUCGACCGGCAGCCAGGAGCUGGACAAGCUGAUGGGCGGCGGCCUCGAGUCGAUGGCCAUCACCGAGGCGUUCGGUGAGUUCCGCACCGGCAAGACGCAGCUGUCGCACACGCUGUGCGUCACCGCCCAGCUGCCCGGCGAAGGCGGCUACACGGGAGGCAAGGUGAUCUUCAUCGACACCGAGAACACCUUCCGACCGGACCGGCUGCGGCCCAUCGCCGACCGAUUCAACCUCGACCAGAGCGCCAUGCUCGACAACGUGCUGUACGCGCGCGCCUACACCAGCGAGCAUCAGUACGAGCUCAUGGACAUGGUGGCCGCCAAGCUGCACGAAGAGGCCGGUGUGUUCAAGCUGCUGAUCGUGGACAGCAUCAUGGCGCUGUUUCGGGUGGAUUUCAGCGGUCGCGGCGAGCUGGCCGACCGGCAGCAGAAGCUGGCGCAGAUGCUCUCCCGGCUGCAGAAGAUUUCCGAGGAGUACAACGUGGCCGUCUUCCUGACCAACCAGAUGACGGCCGACCCGGGUGCGGCGCUCUCGUUCCAGGCCGACCCCAAGAAGCCGGUGGGCGGCCACAUCCUGGCGCACGCAUCCACCACGCGCAUCUCGCUGCGCAAGGGCCGCGGGGAGGUGCGCAUCGCCAAAAUAUACGACAGUCCCGACCUGCCCGAGUCGGAGGCGUCGUUCGCCAUCACGUCCGGUGGCGUCACUGACGCCAAGGAGUGACAGGAUGGAGCGGAGAUCACCGGUCAGUGACGGGCUCCGCCCUCGGGGUCGGGCUGUGCGCGCCGGGACAGUGAUGGGCUCCAACCUGGGGAUCGGGCAGUGUGCGCCGGGCUAGCGGCGGCUGCCUGGGGAUAGUGGGUGAGGUGAGGUAGUGAUUAUAGUGAGUGAGCGUGCCAUGGACGAGUCCAGCGGAAGAAUGAUGUCAACUUAGGCUUUGUGCUUUAGAGAUGUUACCAGAAAGUGUUUGUGGUGUCAUUGCGAUCUCCCGAUAUCAUGCUACGUUGUUCGCCGUUACUGUUUGCCGACAUUUAGCAGUGUGCAUUGCCAUCGUGAUGUUUUUAGCUGUCAUCGUGGUGUUCCUUUUAUGUUAGAUUAUCAUUCGUUUGGUAAUGACCGCUGACUGACUGGGUAACAUUUCCCUAUUCAUACUUCUCUCACUAAGACCCAUUGUAUUUUGUCUGCAGUGCCUGUUUGUGUGCGAGUUGUUUCUUGUUAUUGCAUCAUUCAUUUAUCGAAUCUUCAUCCUACAUUCCAUUUGAGUAGGACACCGUCACAUACAUCAUUUAUAGGCAUCGAUUCCUCAUCCUGUCUCGCCUGUAUGUUCACCGCUGAUUAUCAACUUUGUGGAAUAGAUGCUACACAAUAUGUAAA
Messenger RNA from Amphibalanus amphitrite, 1788 nucleotides. RefSeq names its product meiotic recombination protein DMC1/LIM15 homolog. Gene Ontology annotation, cellular component: condensed nuclear chromosome; nucleus. Lineage: Eukaryota; Metazoa; Arthropoda; Thecostraca; Balanomorpha; Balanidae. Bases 106 to 1137 code for a protein of 343 amino acids. The transcript has 2 exons. The record is from RefSeq and is a predicted model, not a curated record. Gene Ontology annotation, molecular function: ATP-dependent DNA damage sensor activity; ATP hydrolysis activity; single-stranded DNA binding. Gene Ontology annotation, biological process: DNA recombinase assembly; chromosome organization involved in meiotic cell cycle; DNA strand invasion.